AUGGCCGCCUGUCUAAUGAGAGAAGAGUAUGAACGCCGAACGUACAUCAAGCAGAUCGGCGAAUUCACUCUAGCUUGCGACCGGAUUUUUCAAAUGGGCGACCAAAGCGAGAUCGACCCCGAGGAGGAAGCGGAGGCCCUGAAGAUGCUUAACGAGACUCUGGCGUUCUUCAAGGAACAUUUAUUCAUAUUCAGUCUACGCAAGACCACGCCGGUCCGUGUCCGCACCACGAGGGGCAAGGAGAUACUCUUCACUGUUCCUGAUGCUUAUUGGGACGCCUGGCAGGCGGAACUCGAGCGCAGGGAUCAGGAGAAGGACGAGAGGGAGAAAGAAGAGGAAGCUAAAAACGCAGCGAGGGAGGUGCAAUUGUAG
Molecule: messenger RNA, 372 nt
Organism: Linnemannia hyalina
Lineage: Eukaryota; Fungi; Mortierellomycota; Mortierellomycetes; Mortierellales; Mortierellaceae
Source: the annotation of a GenBank genome assembly